AUGUUUGUAACGACACCGUGUGAUAGUUAUACGAGAAGACGCUUGAGACCUAUCGUUGAAACUGUUCUAUUAUGUGGAAAACAAAAUAUAGCAAUGAGAGGGCAUCGCGACGGCGGUGCAUUAAAUAUGCCAAUAGAAGAAAGUGUUUCGCGGACAACUGAAGGGAAUUUUAGAGCUCUCCUUCAAUAUCGUAUCAGUGGAGGAGAUUCAACUUUACAAAAACAUCUGGAAACAGCUUCGAAAAAUGCAACAAGUAUUAGAAAAACAAAAAAAAAUAUCGUUAUUUCGUGUAUUAAUGAUUUAAUUUCUCAACAGAUUGUUACUCAAGUGAAAAAAGCGCGAUUUUUUACAGCAAUGUUAGAUAAAACUGCUGACAUCGCAAACGUUGAACAAGCCAGCAUAUGUGUUCGAUAUGUCUACAACAAUAUGAUUAAUAAACGUUUUUUAAAAUUUGCUGCGGUUAUCGAUCGAACGGGAUUAGGUUAA
Messenger RNA from Didymodactylos carnosus, 486 nucleotides. The record is from the annotation of a GenBank genome assembly. Lineage: Eukaryota; Metazoa; Rotifera; Eurotatoria; Philodinida; Philodinidae.